CUCGUCAACCCGAAGCCUCCCCGGUUAUCCACCGGCCUCCACCUGACCCCUACCACCACCCGGGACGUCUUCCAUGGCCUCCUCGUAGAAUAGCUCUAUCUCACCCGCAACAAACUCCUCAUUACAUCCUUCAAGAGAGAGCCGCACCACCACCACACUAGAGCAUAGCGCCCCGGCCCGGCCGCCGCCGCCGCGCGCCGCGCGAGAGCUAGCUGCUGCUGAUCGAUUGGUACAGGCACGUGCGUGCGUGCUCGAUCGGGUGGAGCAACAAGCGAGGAGAGACAUGGCGACGACGACGCGCGCUGCCGCCGCCGCCGGCGUCCUGCUGCUGGUGCUGUCGGCGCUGGCCUUGGUGGCGCGGGCCGAGGACCCGUACCUGUUCUUCGAGUGGAAGGUGACGUACGGGACCAAGUCCCUGCUGGGCGUGCCCCAGAAGGUCAUCCUCAUCAACGGCGAGUUCCCCGGACCCAGGAUCAACUGCACCUCCAACAACAACAUCGUCAUCAACGUCUUCAACCAGCUCGACCACCCGCUCCUCUUCACCUGGAACGGGAUGCAGCACCGGAAGAACUCGUGGAUGGACGGGAUGCCAGGGACGCAGUGCCCGAUCUUGCCCAACACCAACUUCAUGUACAAGUGGCAGCCCAAGGACCAGAUCGGCAGCUUCUACUACUUCCCGUCCAUGGGCAUGCAGCGUGCGGUGGGCGGCUACGGCGGCAUCAGCGUGUACAGCCGCCUCCUCAUCCCGGUCCCCUUCGACCAGCCGCCGCCGGAGAACGACCACGUCGUGCUCAUCGGCGACUGGUACACCAAGGACCACGAGGUCCUGGCCCGCCAGCUCGACGCCGGCAAGAGCGUGGGCCGCCCCGCGGGCGUGGUCAUCAACGGCAAGGGCGGCAAGGACCUGGAGUCGGCGCCGCUCUUCACGUUCGACGCCGGCAAGACGUACAGGCUCCGCGUCUGCAACACCGGGAUCAAGGCGUCGCUCAACUUCCGCAUCCAGGGCCACCACAUGACGCUGGUGGAGCUGGAGGGCUCCCACACCCUGCAGGACGUCUACGACUCGCUCGACGUCCACGUCGGCCACUGCCUCUCCGUGCUCGUCACCGCCGACCAGAAGCCCGGCGACUACUACAUGGUGGCGUCCACGCGGUUCAUCCACGACGCCAAGUCCGCCAGGGCCGUCGUCCGCUACGCCGGCUCCAGCGCGCCGCCGCCGGCCGAGAUGCCCGAGCCGCCGGCGGGCUGGGCGUGGUCCAUCAACCAGGCGAGGUCGAUCCGGUGGAACCUGACGUCCAGCGCGGCGCGGCCCAACCCGCAGGGCUCCUACCACUACGGCCAGAUCAACAUCACACGCACCAUCAGGGUCAUGGUCUCCAGGGGCCACAUCGACGGCAAGCUCCGGUACGGCUUCAAUGGCGUCUCCCACAGGGACCCCGAGACCCCCGUGAAGCUCGCCGAGUACUUCAACGUCACCGACGGGGUGUUCAGCUACAACCAGAUGGGCGACGUGCCCCCCGCCGUGAACGGACCCCUCCAUGUCGUCCCCAAUGUCAUCACCGCCGAGUUCCGCACCUUCAUCGAGAUCGUCUUCGAGAACCCCGAGAAGAGCUUGGACUCCAUCCACCUCGACGGCUACGCCUUCUUCGGCGUCGGGAUGGGGCCUGGGCAGUGGUCGCCGGAGGCGAGGGUGACGUACAACCUGCUGGACGCGGUGAGCCGGCACACGAUCCAGGUGUACCCGAGGUCAUGGACGGCGAUUAUGCUGACGUUCGACAACGCGGGCAUGUGGAGCGUCCGGUCCAACAUCUGGGAGCGCUACUACCUCGGGGAGCAGUUCUACAUCAGCGUCAUCUCGCCGGAGCACUCGCUGCGCGACGAGUACAACAUGCCGGACAACGACCUCCGCUGCGGCAAGGUCGUGGGGCUGCCGCUGCCGCCGUCCUACUCCGCCGCGCGCUAAAAUGACCAAGCAGGCCCCCGGCCCCUCGUGUUCGGAUUCCUGUGUGUUGCUCCUGAGGAAUUUCUUUUGCUUUGGCGAAAAUAAUUAAGUAGCCGGGCCGCGCGUGCGCCCCUCAGCUCAAACUCAAACUCAAAAGAACAAAGACGAAAGAAGCGUAGGGAGGGGAAGGGGAACAAGGAACGUCGGCUGGGGUCAGCCGGAUGGGAACGAACGCAUGAAUAUAUCAUAUAUGUAACCUUGAUGAGAUGCCCUCUGAAAUCAUUGUAAUGGGGUUCUCAGAAAAAAAAAAUCAUUGUAAUGGGAGUUAUAUAUGACUUUACCUCACCAUUUAUAUCUACA
Molecule: messenger RNA, 2302 nt
Organism: Sorghum bicolor (sorghum)
Lineage: Eukaryota; Viridiplantae; Streptophyta; Magnoliopsida; Poales; Poaceae
Product: L-ascorbate oxidase homolog
Exons: 3
Coding region: 284-1963 (559 amino acids)
Molecular function (GO): oxidoreductase activity; copper ion binding
Source: RefSeq, a predicted model, not a curated record